Populus euphratica (Euphrates poplar) is the source of this 2225-nucleotide messenger RNA. Its product is annotated as probable rhamnogalacturonate lyase B. Lineage: Eukaryota; Viridiplantae; Streptophyta; Magnoliopsida; Malpighiales; Salicaceae. The coding region runs from base 111 to 2042 and encodes 643 amino acids. Gene Ontology annotation, molecular function: catalytic activity; carbohydrate binding. The record is from RefSeq and is a predicted model, not a curated record. The transcript has 15 exons. Gene Ontology annotation, biological process: carbohydrate metabolic process.
UGAACAAGACGUCCCCUCUUAAAAUUGAUAUCUUUGUAAACUGCUCGCUAUAAAUUUGUUUCCUUCUCACUUCUUUGUUUGUGGAAGACAGCAAGCAAGUCCAGCUCAUCAUGUCAACUCCUAGGGUGCAGUUGCUCAUUGAAGAUCAACAUGUGGUUAUGGAUAACGGCAUUCUUCAAGUCACACUAUCAAACCCAGGAGGACUCGUUACUGGCAUUCAGUAUAAUGGUAUAGACAAUUUGCUUGAAGUUCUUGACGUGGAAACUAACAGAGGAUAUUGGGACCUUGUUUGGAGUCAAGCAGGAAGCACAGGAACAACAGGAACUUUUGACGUGUUUGAAGGAACAACUUUUAGGGUUAUAGUGGAAAAUGAAGAGCAAGUAGAAGUCUCAUUCACAAGAACAUGGGAUCCCUCCCUUGAAGGCAAAUUCGUUUCCUUGAACUUGGACAACAGGUUCAUAAUGCUCAGGAAUUCUUCAGGAUUUUAUUCCUAUGCCAUUUUUGAGCAUUUAGCAGACUGGCCUCCUUUCAACCUCCCGCAAACCAGAAUUGUCUUCCAGCUCAGAAAAGACAAGUUUCACUACAUGGUCGUAGCAGACAACAGGCAAAGAUUCAUGCCACUUCCUGAUGACAGGCUACCUGAAAGAGGUGAGCCCCUAGACUUUCCCGAAGCAGUCUUGCUUGUUGACCCAGUGGAGCCAGAGUUCAAAGGAGAGGUAGAUGACAAGUAUCAAUACUCAUGUGAGAACAAAGAUCUCCAUGUUCAUGGGUGGAUUUGCUUUGAUCCACCCACGGGGUUCUGGCAAAUCACACCUAGCAGCGAGUUCCGAUCUGGUGGACCACUCAAGCAGAACCUUACCUCCCAUGUUGGACCCUAUACUCUCGCAAUGUUUCUCAGUGCUCAUUAUGCUGGAGAGGACCUUGUGCUAAAACUCAACCCUGGUGAACCGUGGAAGAAGGUUUUUGGACCUGUUUUUAUGUAUCUCAACUCUGUUGUGGAUAAAGAUAAUGCACUUUCCCUUUGGGAUGAUGCUAAGGAACAGUAUUUGAAGGAAGUCCACUGUUGGCCGUACAGCUUCCCAGCUUCUGAAGAUUUUCCAUGCUCCGAUCAACGUGGUAAAAUCAGUGGCAGGUUACAAGUCCUAGAUAGGUAUAUAAGCCAUGAAUGCAUAGCUGCUAAUGAUGCUUAUGUGGGGCUAGCACCGCCAGGAGAUGUUGGAUCGUGGCAAAGAGAAUGCAAGGGAUACCAAUUCUGGACCAAAACAGAUGGGGACGGCUCUUUCUGUAUUGGCGAUAUACGCACUGGCGACUACAAUCUUUAUGCAUGGAUUCCUGGUUUCAUCGGCGAUUACCGAAAUGAUACUGUUAUUACAGUAACUGCAGGUUGUGAAAUCGAUGUUGGUGAUCUUGUAUAUGAACCUCCAAGAGAUGGUCCAACAGUGUGGGAAAUAGGCAUACCAGAUCGAUCUGCUGCAGAGUUUUACAUUCCUGAUCCUAACCCAAAGUAUAUUAACAAACUUUUCAUCAACCAUCCUGACAGGUUUAGGCAGUAUGGGCUGUGGGAAAGGUAUGCUGAUUUAUAUCCUGAUGGGGAUCUGGUAUACAGAGUUGGUCUCAGUGACUACAAGAAAGAUUGGUUUUUCGCUCAAGUAAACAGGAAGAAAGAUGACGGUACAUUAGAAGGAACGACAUGGCAAAUCAAGUUCAAGCUGGACGAUGUAGAUCAAAGUGGUGCGUUCAAGUUACGAUUGGCACUGGCAACAGCCAACGUUGCAGAACUGCUAGUUCGGAUAAACGAUCCAAAAAUAGAUCCUCCCCAUUUUUCAACCGGAGAAAUUGGGCAUGACAACACAAUAGCAAGGCAUGGAGUCCAUGGCCUCUACCGCCUUUACAAUGUAGAUGUGCCAGGCACUACGCUUGUGGAAGGAGAAAAUACCGUGUUUCUGACACAAACACCUAGAACCAGCCCUUUGCAGGGCAUCAUGUAUGAUUAUAUUCGCUUAGAAGGCCCUCCACCACCUGAUUCCAAGGAGACACUUUGAUUUUAUCUUUCUUCAACAUUCGACAGGAAGGAUAAAACAUCGACUUGGAAUGUUUGCACAAGGAAUUUAUUGUUCUUUUCCUUUAUUCUUUUUUUUUUUUUUAAUCUUGUGUAAUGAACGUCUUUCCUUCUUCCUUGGUAAUACCAGCUUCUUCAAUUUGUGAUACUUCCCCGUUAUAUGUCA